UAGAGAUCCAGAAACCCAUUUCACUGAAGCAGAAGUCAAUAGAACCUCAGAGAUUCGUUCGACAUUCGGUUGUGAAAAAAAUAUACCUGGUGGUCUUCUGUGUCCAAGAUGUUCAUAGAUGAGAGGAUUGUAACUCUAUUCAAACGAAACGCCCAUCACACGCUGACUUACUGGAGUGUUUUCUUCAGCUUUGGACUGUGCAUUGCUUUUCUUGGACCUACAAUAUUGGACUUGCAAUGUCAAACAAACUCAACACUGAGUCAGAUUACCUGGGUCUUCUUUUCUCAGCAGUUCUGCUUGUUGAUCGGCAGCUCGGUUGGUGGCGUUUUCAAGAGAACGUUAUUCAGUGCUCUAGGUGCCCUAUUUGUCUCUGCUCUUCUCAUUUCUGUGAUAUUUGCCAUCAUUCCUGUAUGUAAUAAUGUCCUCGUACUGGCCAUUGCCAUGGCUGUGUCUGGUUUGGCAAUGGGGGUUAUUGACACCAUUGCUAACAUUCAACUUGUCACCAUCUACCGGAAGGACUCAGCCAUUUUCUUACAGGCUCUGCACUUCUUCAUCGGGUUUGGAGCCCUGGUGAGUCCACUGAUUGCAGAUCCUUUCCUCUCUGAGACAGGCUGUGGGAAUCAUACGGGGAACGAGACCGAGAUCAUGCAUCAUUUCAGGAGCAUGCUGAGAUACAGUCCAAUUGCGGAGCACAACAUAACUCAGAGCCACCUGCCUCAUGAUGGAGUGGAGAAGGAGGAGCCAAUUGUGCAAUAUGCUUUCUGGAUCAUGGCGCUUAUUAAUCUGCCUGUGCCCAUUGCUGUGCUGUUUCUCAUGUAUCGGGAGAACUUACUCCCAUGCUGCCCUGGCAGCACUCCACGUCUUUUAGACAAGGAUGAACUAGCAAUGGAGACCCAGCAGGGGGCCGAGGGCCCAGACUUGGAGCAGAAGGAACAUGAAGCUGGAGGUCAUGGGAGUAUCUUCAGCUGCUGUCAGAAUGAUAACCUGCAUGGACUGCCAGUAUCCUUCUUUAUGAUUCAUAUCCUUGGAGGGAUGGUGCUCUUUAUGACCGAUGGCAUUGUGGGAGCAUAUGCUGGCUUUGUGUACACCUACGCUGUGGCCCCACCGAUGUCAUUGCCGAACAAGACAGCAGGUUACCUGGCUAGUAUUUUCUGGGCAGCGAUCACAGCUGGACGCCUCUUGUCUAUUCCUCUCUCAUAUCGUUUCCAACCUGUACGGCUUCUCGUGUUCAACCUGGCAGGAGCUAUUGUUACUGUGUUGAUGCUGCUCAUUUUCUACACCAGCAGCAUCUUUCUGUUUGUCGGAACCUGUUUAUGUGGACUUUUUUUGAGCAGCAUUUUCCCCUGUAUGCUUGCCUACACUGAGGAUAUCCUUGAUUACCAGGGAUGUGCAACCUCUGUCCUGGUGACAAGUGCAGGGAUGGGAGAGAUGGUAAUGCAGGUCCUGGUUGGUUCAAUCAUUCAAACUGAAGGAAGCUACAGUUUCCUGUUGUGCGGAAUGAUAAUUGCCUGCAUUGGGUUUAUCCUCUUCUUUAGUCUCCUGCUUUUUCAUCGAAUGCACAGAAAUUACCUCACAGGAAUAUCAAAGAAGUCAGCAAUGGUAGAAGAACCAGGAGCAGACCAGAAUGGAUCAGCCAAAGCAGAACAGAAAGAGAAUGACGACACUGUGACAAUUUCAUAGUUUCUUUUAUUGUGUAAAUUAUACAAAUUAAUUUAUUAAUCACAAAGGUUUCGUGCUUUAUAUGGCUAGAUUUUUGGAAAUGAAAAAGGAUAGGCCAAGAUUUUGAAAGUGUACAUGUGCUAAAGGGUUAUAAGCAGUUAAUCUUUUACCAGGUCAUGUUAAUGUCAUGUUGUCUCUAUUUUUGUAAAACCCUGAAUUUAAAGCACAGGGUUAGUUUGAAGGGGAUCAAGACUCAACUGGACUUUAACCAUUUUAAAACCACUCCAAUCUUUAAAAAAUUAGAGUGAUUUAAGCAAACCUUACUGGUCUGUCAGACUCUCAAGUCAACUAAUCUAUAUUGCUAAAUGAAGACCUAAUAGUGGCUUACAUUAUGAAACAUAACCUGAUUAUAAUCUUUUAACAGAACCGCACUUCCAAAAUCCUAACCUAUCCAUUAAGAACAUUUUUGUACUUUGAUGUUUUGCAUAUCUCACCACAUUUGUUCAUAAGAGUAAUACAAAGUUAUUGCAAUAAAGUUUAACAAGUCAAA
Xiphophorus maculatus (southern platyfish) is the source of this 2209-nucleotide messenger RNA. It is a transcript of the gene slc60a1b, whose product is annotated as major facilitator superfamily domain containing 4A. Lineage: Eukaryota; Metazoa; Chordata; Actinopteri; Cyprinodontiformes; Poeciliidae. The transcript has 10 exons. The coding region runs from base 109 to 1680 and encodes 523 amino acids. The record is from RefSeq and is a predicted model, not a curated record.